Molecule: messenger RNA, 785 nt
Organism: Panicum virgatum (switchgrass)
Lineage: Eukaryota; Viridiplantae; Streptophyta; Magnoliopsida; Poales; Poaceae
Product: vegetative cell wall protein gp1-like
Exons: 2
Coding region: 9-785 (258 amino acids)
Source: RefSeq, a predicted model, not a curated record
UCCAAGCCAUGGCGCCGUCCAAGUGCACGAUUGCCGCCAUCCUCCUCGUCUUCGCCGCCGUGGCAGCCAGCCUCGGCCCCUCGUCGGCGGCCAGGGUCCAGCUGCAAGCGGAAGAGGCUGCUCCGCAGCCGCCGUCCUUCUGGCGGCCCCGGAUACCGCUCCCGCAGAUCCCCUGCAUCCCCGGCCUGCCGCGUCCCCGGUUCCUGCCCCCCUGCGACGGCUCCGCCGGCGCGCCGCUGCCGCCACUGCCACCGGCACGAAGGGUACCGCUCCCGCCGAUCCCCUGCAUCCCGGGCCUGCCGCGUCCCCGGUUCCUGCCACCAUGCAACGACUCCGGCGCGCCGGCGGUGCCGCUACCACCGGCACGACGGCUGCCGCUCCCGCCGAUCCCCUGCAUCCCGGGCCUGCCGCGGCCCAGCUUCCUGCCACCCUGCGGCGGGUCCGCCGCGGCGCCGGCCCCGCCUUCGCCGCAGCCGGCGGAGUGCAGCACGUCCCUGUCGGGGCUGACGGCGUGCGCGGACUUCCUCAGCGCCAACGCCACCAGCUUCCUGGCGGCGCCCGCGGCGGCGUGCUGCGACGGGGUCAGGUCGCUGGUGAAGGACGCGCCCGUGUGCCUGUGCCACGUGAUGAGCGGCGACCUCGGCGAGCUCCUGCCGGCGCCCGGGCUCCGCCUGCGCGCCGUGGCGCUCCCCCGCGCGUGCGGCGUCGCGGUGCCCUUCGGCACGCUUCGCCAGUGCAUCAGGGGGCCUGUGCCGCCGAUGGACGCGCCAGCACCGCCGUCGUGA